AUGGAUACACCAAAAAUCAUAUCAAGAAUACAGUAUCAAAUUCCACCAUGGACGAUAGAUCCUCCUUGCAUACUCGAUAAAAUUCUGAAAGCAGGCAAACAAAUUAACCCAAACGUUCUCAAAAGUCUAUAUACUGAAUUAUCGAAUGAAUACCCGUACCAUACGCAAAUUUUCACUGAUGCUUCAAAAUCAGGACAGGGGACUGGAUGUGCGGUAUGCACUCCCGAACAUGAGAUCCUAUUCAGGCUCCCGGAAACAUUCACAAUAUUCACUAGUGAAGCGUUAGCUGUUCUACAAGCCUUGAAGUACAUAGAAGAAACAACACACAAUAAAUCCAUCAUUCUAACUGAUUCUAAAAGCGUCCUACUCGCCCUACAAAAUUUGGAAACAAACAACACUGUAAUCCAAAACAUUAUUGAAUUAAAUGAAACACUUAAGCGAGACAAAAGAGAAGUGUUAUAUUCCUGGAUUCCCUCCCAUAUUGGUAUUGAAGGUAAUGAAAAGGCUGAUACAGCAGCAAAACUGGCUAGCUCCAGUACAGCUAUAACGAAAUGUGAACAGGCAACUCAUCAAGACAUCCAAAAGCAUUGCACCAAGGCGCAAACGGAAGUGUGGAAUGAAGAAUGGAGAAAUAGCAGACCAACUAAGCUACAUAAAGUUCGAAAUAAUAUACAUGACUUCAAUCCGGCGCUACUACUAAAUAGAAAAGACCAAGUGAAAAUAACCCGACUAAGAAUAGGACACUCGAACUGGACACACUCAUACCUUAUCACAAAAACCGAACCAAAUUCCUGCGACACCUGUAACGUACGAAAUAGUAUUGAACACAUCUUGACAAUCUGCCCUAAAUACAAUAUGAAGAGGAUCCAACACAAGUUACAAAACUCACUAACGAUCUUACGAGAAACAGAUUCCUGCAGAAAAGUUUUAAACUUCUUAAAAGACAUCAAUGUAUACCAAUUGCUCUAA
Molecule: messenger RNA, 969 nt
Organism: Colletes gigas
Lineage: Eukaryota; Metazoa; Arthropoda; Insecta; Hymenoptera; Colletidae
Exons: 1
Coding region: 1-969 (322 amino acids)
Biological process (GO): DNA replication, removal of RNA primer
Molecular function (GO): RNA-DNA hybrid ribonuclease activity; nucleic acid binding
Source: RefSeq, a predicted model, not a curated record